Molecule: messenger RNA, 5878 nt
Organism: Cyprinus carpio (common carp)
Lineage: Eukaryota; Metazoa; Chordata; Actinopteri; Cypriniformes; Cyprinidae
Gene: cacnb4a
Product: calcium channel, voltage-dependent, beta 4a subunit
Biological process (GO): neuromuscular junction development; chemical synaptic transmission; regulation of voltage-gated calcium channel activity
Cellular component (GO): voltage-gated calcium channel complex
Molecular function (GO): high voltage-gated calcium channel activity; protein binding
Source: RefSeq, a predicted model, not a curated record
CCUUUCUUACUGGAGCUCCUCUCAGCCAAUCAGAAGAUGGCCUCGCUGCUUUGUCAUCAGCUUCUGAUUGAGGAAGGAUCUGUUUUCCUGCUCUGUUUGUAUAAGCUUGAUAAAAUGCCAGGUCUCUGCAGCCUCUGGGGAGAGCCAAACUUCUCUGUGAUGUGAUCGAUCACGCUUCAUCCUCAUUAAUACAGUACGCUGGCUUGAGGAGCGAAAGAGGUGAUUGCCGUCUGCUUGAUACUCCUCCUUCUUAUUGUGGGCAAGGGGAUUGUAAGAGAGCACUGUUAGACGUACUCUCGCUGGAGCUUCCUUAUCCCACAUUUGCAUUUGAUCAUUAAGGUGAUCCCGUGGGAAUAUCAGACCUCCAUGUACGACAACUUGUACCUGCAUGGAUUUGAAGACUCAGAGGCGGGUUCCGCCGAUUCCUACACUAGCAGACCAUCUGACUCAGAUGUCUCUCUGGAUGAGGAGCAGAGCGGCCGGCAGGAGAAAGAACAGCAAGCCACCGUUCAGCUGGAGAGGGCAAAGGCCAAAGCAGUGGCCUUUGCCGUGAGGACAAAUGUCAGCUACUGUGGUGCCCUGGAUGAGGAUGUUCCUGUCGCUGGCACUGCCAUUUCCUUUGAUGCUAAAGACUUCCUUCACAUCAAGGAGAAGUACAACAAUGACUGGUGGAUUGGGCGACUGGUGAAGGAAGGUUGUGAUAUCGGUUUCAUCCCCAGUCCCUUAAAACUAGAGAACAUUCGCUUACAGCAGGAGCAAAAAAGGGGUCGCUUCCAUGGGAAGUCCAGUGGGAACUCUUCUUCCAGUCUGGGUGAGAUGGUGUCAGGCACCUUCAAGCCCAACCCUGCUUCUGCAGGUAAACAGAAACAGAAAGUGGCCGAGCACGUUCCUCCAUACGAUGUGGUCCCUUCCAUGAGGCCGGUGGUCUUAGUUGGCCCAUCACUUAAGGGAUAUGAGGUGACAGAUAUGAUGCAGAAAGCACUCUUUGACUUCCUGAAACACAGGUUUGAAGGCAGGAUAUCGAUCACAAGAGUAACCGCAGACAUCUCUUUGGCCAAGAGAUCUGUGCUGAAUAACCCUAGUAAGAGAGUCAUUAUUGAGAGAUCCAACACCAGAUCCAACCUGGCGGAGGUUCAGAGUGAGAUCGAGCGAAUUUUUGAAUUGGCCAGAUCCCUUCAGCUGGUUGUGCUGGAUGCUGACACGAUCAACCAUCCAGCCCAGCUCAUCAAGACCUCUUUAGCUCCCAUUAUUGUCCAUGUCAAAGUGUCUUCUCCCAAGGUAUUGCAACGGCUGAUCAAAUCACGAGGGAAGUCUCAGAGCAAGCAUUUAAAUGUACAACUGGUGGCAGCAGACAAACUAGCUCAGUGUCCUCCAGAAAUGUUUGAUGUAAUUUUGGAUGAGAAUCAGCUCGAGGAUGCAUGUGAACAUCUGACCGAAUAUAUGGAGGCCUACUGGCGUGCAACUCACACUUCCCUCAGCACUCCUCUGAACCCUCUGCUCGGCCGCAACCUGGGCUCCACUGCACUCUCACCGUACCCCACAGCCAUCUCUGGACUACAGAGCCAAAGAAAUAAAAACAGCAAUCACAUCAGCGACAACUCUCCAAUGGAGCGGCGCAGCUUGAUGACGUCUGAUGAGAACUACCACAACAACGAGCGGCAAAAGAAGAGUCAUAACCGCCUGUCCUCCAGCUCCCAGCAAAGUCGAGACCACUACCCUCUGGUAGAGGAGGAGUAUCAUGAUCCCUAUCAAGACACGUACAAACCUCACCGCAACCGCGGCUCCCCAGGGGGCUACAGUAACGACUCGCGGCACAGACUCUGAACAUCCAGUCCCCUACAGCCAGAGCUAUGAGAUAAAUCUCAUGUAAUUGUGUAAACCCUGUCUGAAAAAGCAGUGCAUUGUGUUCACUCUGAAACAGGUCCCCAUGUAUGGGCCAUCUUAACUGAAAGCAAAAUCCGAGCACCCGGUCCUUCUAUGUAAGGCAGUUGUUUGCAGCCCUUGCGCAUCUCUUGUCAGGCAGUUGGAGGUGCUGAUUUUAUCUGCAAUGGUUGAGAUAAGUAGCUCUUUUGGAGGAGUGACAACUAUAGUACCAUCUGGUCUAUCCAGUUUCUUCUAGUAGAGGCCUAAGCCCUGCGUUUAAUUGCUAACCUAAAAGUCCUGCAUUGUCUAUAUUUGCAGGAUGUUUUGUGGUGGCAUGCUAAUUUUCACCCUGAACUAGUCCCAGCAUGCAGAAAUGCUCAACAGUGCCAAGACCCAAUCAGCGCAGAGCCUUUUUGCACGAUUUCAGUAGCCAAUGGAAGUGUCAUGCAUUCACCGUUCUGUUUCCUCCUGUCUUAGUAUUUAUAUUUGAUGGUCUCUUAUUUUGCCCAAACAGCCUCAGGUACGAAGCAGGAAUGCUUCAUAGAUGCCAAAAUCCAAGAGGUUUCUUUACCAACAGUCUAUUUUCAUAAUGAUCUCUGCAGGCAGUGUCAACAGACACUUUUUUUUUCUGAGCAAAAUACAAAAUAUAGCAACAUAUUAUCUUUUUUUAUGUACACCAUAUAAUGCCUAUAGUUCAAUCAGCGCUUUGCCCAGGUUCACGAGUGGGAUGUUGUUGCAAAAAAAUUAUGCCAGAGCACCAGUAUCAGAUAGAUUUUAUUUUAAAUUACAAGAUUUACGGAUUAUAUUUCACCAAAAAAUCUGAAGAAAAACCAUAUAAAUAUGAACAAUAUAAAUACAAUGAAGCCUGUUUUAGGACCGUUAAGACUCAAAUUGUGACAUUAUUUUCAUUAAAAAUUAAGCAUCCACUUCUCUAUUUCAAUUGCUGCAAUAAAAAAACUAAGAUUUUUUUGUGUUUGUUUACAUUGUAAAGAAUUAUGCAUUGUGAUAGUAUUUGUUAAAUUUCAAUAAUUACUUUAAUAGUGUUAUUCAGAAUAAUGGGUUAAAAAAUGCUAUACAUAUUAUGGAAAUUAAUAAGAAUUUAAAGGGUUAUUUGUGCUUAAUUAUCAUUAAAAUAACAGUAUUAUAAUAAAAAUGUAAAACUUGUCUAAAUCAACUAUAUUUUCUUUAUGCUAUCUAUGUAUUUAUUUAUUUAUUUACUUUUUUAUUUUUGGUGAAAUGUGACCUGAGCAUGUUUUGUGAGAUUCUCAGGGGUUUUGUUGAGCUCAUAUGAAACGGCGCGGUAGCCUGUGUCAUUGAAAUAUAUGGCAGCUGAGUGGAAAUCCAUUCUGUCACUGAGGGAGUGUUUACACGACACUAUUUUUAACUAAAAAUGGGAAUUUCUAAUAAUGGGUUAAAAAUGGGAAUUUUUAAGCGUGUUAGCCCUUCAUUUACACGAAAAAGGCCCUGAAAAUGCAAACUUUUGAAAUCAAAGUGCAAGUUUUUAAAAAAAACAAUACUAUUAUCGCCUCAGUGUACAGUGAACUAUAAAAACAUGAAUUUGUUAUAACAGUUAUGCGCAAGUGUAUUACGUGUUUGCAUAGUGAUUCUUUACAAAGUGGCAUUGCCAACUACUGGCCUGGCAUGCACAAUACAGCAUUUUUAGUAGUUUUAGCAAAUCCAUGUGAACAGGCAUCGUUUUGACAACGUUGUCAUCUGUACACAAAACUAUUUCAAAAAUGCUAAACUUUUCUGUUUUUAGUACACUCUUGUCGUGUAAACCUACUCUUAGUCAGGUCUGUGGAUCACCAUAAAGUUCAUCUGUUAUAGUAAGCUUUAUGAAACACGUAAUUGAUUAUUAUGACUACUACUAGUCUUGAACUAUUUAGUGUAUGCCUGACCUAUAGUAUAGUUACUGUUUGCCGUAGCAGGUACACUAACUAUUGGAAUUAAAAUUAGACGUUAGACUAAGAUACAACAUAAAAACUAUAAAAGGAAAUGCAUUUUCUUAUUGUUUGUUUUGCGUGAAAGCUUUUUCUGUAAUUUUUUUUUUUUUUAACAGCCUGUUUGCAAAAGCUGUUCACACACUGAAGUGCUCAGAUGAACAAAUCAGGUGUCAUUCCUGCCUUUGCAUGUGCAAAACUACUUGCUUGUUCUGCUGGCUUACAUGAUUAUGACAAAAAACAUCAGAUUUUUUCUAUCGUAUUAGAUAUUUCUCCAACUCCAUUGUCAUUUAUUCAAUGGAAAAUGCUAAAUGAUGUUUGAUGAACAGUCCAGACGAUGCUUGAAUUGAUGUUAUUUUAAUGUUGUCUGGAUCUUGACUUUAGCAUUUUUCUCGACUCAUUUCUUGGUACUUUAAAUCACAACAAUUCCGCAAUCUGACUCAGUUACCUUAGUUGUGUUGUGUUGUACAGUGUUUCCUCUCACAGAGAUCGCUGUUGUGUGUUCGUAAUGCUCAGAGAGAGAACAAAAGCAGUGUCGAUUCAGUUUUAUAGUUACUGUGUUGCAAAAAGCAUUUGGUCCAUAUCCUUCAGUGGCUUCAUAUAGCUGAGGUUUAUUCAUAUCUGAGUGUUAAUACUAUAUGUUUGGUGUGGAAAUGAUUGGAUUUAUCAAGUUUCCAUUCUACUGUAAGUUCUACCUGUGAGCAGUUCUGAAGAGGUAGCUUUGUUAGUAAUAAACUACUGGAUUUGUUGCGUGCAGAACCAGUAGGAGAGAAACUCUGUCUGUCUGUAGGCUAUUUUCAGUGUAUACGGUAUGUAGCAUUUGAAAGCAUUCGGUAAACGUUUUUGAAACGUUUCUUGCUGCAGUUGAGGGGCCAGUAGAAGUUAAUGGAGUUUGGGUAAAGUGUCCUUAUUCUCUGAUCACUGCCACCCCCAUUUCUCCUGCCCACUCCACUGUCUGUGUGCAAUAUUUCAUAAACUAUAAACUACUUUGAACAUACUAUUCACUUGUCUUGUUUAAACAAGUAACAUUCUCUGAAUCAUAUAGAUUGUGAGUAUUCAUAUUAUAAAUGUAUAAAGAGUUAAUUGGGAACCAGUUGACAGUAUUGUUCUGAAAUAGUAUUCAUAUUAUAUUAUUAUUUCUAUUGCCUAUUAGAUCAUAUGCCUAAAACAACACUUCCAGCAUUAUAAGAAGUUAAUCUAGACAUUAGUCUCCUUAUGAAACCUCUUAUUUGUGGACAUCCUCAAAUUAACUGAUAGUUAAUAUAUAUAUAUAUUGUUUUCCCACUACAUGUACAUAACUUUAUUUGUAUAGAAUUACAAAUUUUGGUGUAUUUUCCAUAACCUUAAGGUCCUUUGGUCAUUUUUGGUGUCAGUAUUGUAGCCAACACUCAGGACCAACAUUGCUGUUAUUAUUAGUAUUAUUAUUAAUUUCAGUUUCAGUCAAUAGAUUCCCUGCCAGUAACUUUAUGCCUUAACUUUAUAAUAAGGUACAUGUUCAAUUUUUUUCCAACUUUUGCAAACAGAAGUUUUUUUUUUCUAUCCCUAUGGAUUUAAUUUAUUUAAAAGUGUGCUAAGCAUUUUCAUCUUAUAUGCCGAUUUAAAUGUUAUUCUGUGUGUGGUAAAUUGUCAACAACUGAUCAGAAUGAAUUCAUUUUGUAAAAAAAAAAACAAUGUACUUCCUAUAUCCACUGCCCCGUUAAACAAUUUUUCCUUUCCUUUCCUGAGAAUAAUAGAUUUAUUUUUUCCUCAGUCAAAGUUUUGUUUCAUGGAAUGGCAUGUUGGUAAAGGACGAUGAGAAAUUAAUCCAAAAUAAGUGAUAGCCAUUUACUAUGCAAAUGUGUACAGUGCUGCAUGCUAAUGCUUUACCUGCCUCUGCAACUUAAUGGCUUCAAAUGGAGUUCAAAUGGAAUUGUGGGUACUACUUGUGCAGGACGGUAUUUGAGAGAAAUACAAAACUGCAUGCAUAUUAUUCCAUUUGCAUCGUCAGAUUAAAGAGACACUAUAUGGUUUUUGGGAAAUAGAUGUGUAAGAUGAAGUAAGUUUUCUUUUGUAAAAUAAAUUUGAAUGUAAAAUGA